AUGGAUGUAAGCACAGGGGGUGUGUCGCACGACUCGGGAAAAUUAGUUCGGGGCGGGGGAGCCCCGCGUCACCCGGCUGCCGGGGUUUAUCAGAUUCAGGGGUAUCGUUUAAAACGUUCAAUAUCAUGUGCACUGAAACGCGAAUUUUCCUGCAAUCGAUCGCUGGGUGGACCCGAUAACAGGGAUUGGUCGAGGGGCGUGGUAGUUGUUAUCAUUAGAGAGAGGUCGACCAAUCGCGCGGAGGUACUGAUAAGAGGGUUUGGGCGCUGUGGUCGAGGGCGGCUGUGGACCAUGCUGGGUGCAAUGAUGUACCCCGGCGUGGAAGAUGAGCUCGGCGACAUGCGCGUACCGCCGAUACAGCUGGAACAUCUACCGGAAGUGUUUCUAUCUAGUAUACCCAAAUGUGGCGGAUGUCAUGAGAUGAUAGUGGAUCGGUAUGUGCUGAAGGUGUCUGAUCGCACUUGGCACGCAGGUUGCUUGCGUUGCGUGGAGUGCCGUGCCAUGCUCUCGGGCAAAUGUUUCGCAAGGAACAACCAGCUUUACUGUACCGAGGAUUUUUUCAAGCGGUUCGGUACGAAGUGCGCUGGGUGCGGUCAGGGGAUCCCACCGACGCAGGUGGUGAGGCGCGCCCAGGCACACGUGUACCACCUCAGGUGCUUCGCAUGCGCUGCGUGUGCCCGUACUCUUAAUACCGGAGAUGAAUUCUAUCUAAUGGAAGACGGGAAGCUCGUCUGUAAACCUGACUAUGAAGCCGCGAGAGCUAAAGGCGAGGGUUCUCUUGACGGAGACGCGGCGAGCAAGAGGCCACGUACAACUAUCACAGCUAAGCAGCUGGAAACACUCAAAAGUGCUUACAGCAGUAGUCCUAAACCGGCUCGACAUGUGAGAGAACAAUUGGCUCAAGACACCGGCCUAGACAUGCGCGUUGUUCAAGUUUGGUUCCAAAAUAGGAGAGCAAAAGAAAAGAGAUUAAAGAAGGACGCUGGUCGGACACGUUGGUCACAGUACUUUAGAUCAAUGAAAGGAGCGGGCGGGGGUUCUCCAAGACACGACCGUCUUCUCGACAAAGACGAACUGAAAAUCGACCUUGAUGCUUUUAGUCAUCACGAGUUAAGCAACGACAGCUACAGCACCGCGGCUCUGGGCGGCGAGGAAGGCUCGCCGGCGGGAGGCGCAUCUAAUACGCGUUUCGGAGCGACGCCGCCGUACCUGCGCGCGCACUCCCCCCCACAUGCGCACUAUCACUACCCUCCUGACCACCUCGUUUACACUAAUAUUGGUCAAUCUAUGGGUAGCACUGGCUUAGGAGCAGGAGCGGGAGGCGCCUCCGACAUGAGUAGCUCAUCUUCUCCAGCCGCUGGGGGAUACCCCGACUUUCCUCCUUCCCCCGACUCCUGGCUCGGAGAGUCGCACCACUACUCUCCGCGAGGCUAUCCCUAG
Molecule: messenger RNA, 1440 nt
Organism: Melitaea cinxia (Glanville fritillary)
Lineage: Eukaryota; Metazoa; Arthropoda; Insecta; Lepidoptera; Nymphalidae
Gene: Lim3
Product: LIM/homeobox protein Lhx3
Biological process (GO): neuron differentiation; regulation of transcription by RNA polymerase II
Cellular component (GO): nucleus
Molecular function (GO): DNA-binding transcription factor activity, RNA polymerase II-specific; RNA polymerase II transcription regulatory region sequence-specific DNA binding
Source: RefSeq, a predicted model, not a curated record